This is a messenger RNA of Rotaria sp. Silwood1, 2322 nucleotides long. The record is from the annotation of a GenBank genome assembly. NCBI's taxonomy places the organism in Eukaryota, Metazoa, Rotifera, Eurotatoria, Philodinida, Philodinidae.
CUCAUUUUUCCCUACAUCUUCCCUAUGGAAAGAUCGACCCAUUCCCAAUUUCGUAAAAGACUUUUCCUAUCAUAGUCAACUAAAACCCCAACUAUUAUAUACCAUUCGAUAGAGAAUUUCACGAGCUACAAAAUGGUAUAUAAAAAAUAAAGAAACAAGAACGUUGACUCACCUAUCACAAAGAUAAUUAAAGGGAAAUGGGUUCCGUUUUUGUCCACGAUCUAACUGACUCACAAUUCGAGCUCUAUCUUCCGAUCACAGUGAUGAUACUUCGAGGUUUUCUGAGAUGGAGAACUUGAAUCUGUAUUCCACUUCCACCGAAACACUAUUGGUUGAGCAGUGACCAAUAGAAAUCAAGUUAUAGGAAAAACGACUUUCGUUAGGGUAAAUCAAGGGGAAGAGUUCAAAUUUGAGAUGUAUUCGGUCCCAAGUCCUAUUGGUUUGGCAAUACCCAAUAGAAAUCAACAGUUUAGAGGAUAGGUUCCUCAGUAUAAUUUUGAUGUCCACACAUUCUAUGAUGGCUGAUUCAUCUGAUUCACUUUUUGAAGUGCACAUAACUCUCGGAUUUAAAUCGAAAGUUUCCGCAUUUAUUUAUUAAGUGAUUUAAAUGUAUAUUAAUACUAAAAGCAUUCAAAAAACAAAAAAAAAUAAAUAGAAUUCUUUUCUUCGUGUAGAGAAAAAUUUCUACUAUAACGAAAAAUUUUAAUAUCAUCUGAAAUUCUAAAAGCAAUCGAUUUGUUGAUGAUUGUCAUGUUUACCGCAAUAUUUUUCUUUUUAUUUACUUUAUACUAUUAGUCAGUAAAUAUAUAAUGUUUUGUUUUAUUGAGAAUUCGUCAUAGAUUUCUAUGACUCUUAUAGUGAAGUAGAAUACUAUAAGUAAAUUUAUCAAUUAAUUUAAAAAGAAAAAAGAGAGAAAAUAAUAAGUGCUUAAUAAAAUGCAACUAGAAACAUACAUAUGUAGACAAACGAUAACACUUUAUAUGUAUUUUUUUUUCUUAAAAAAUUUGAAAACAUAUUAUUAGUAGUCAAGGAAUUUCAAAAUUAAAAUAAAUGAUUUAGUAUUCACAUUAAUACUGUUGUAUAACUAUCUUAUAUAUUAUGAUAUACAAUUAUUUUUAUUAAAGAAUUUAUUUCAAGAAAACUAAAAUUCUAUCAAAUCUAUCCUAUAUAGAUAUAAACUCAUGAGUUGUAUAGAUUUUAUUUGCCAUUUUUUUCCUUUAAAUAUCAUCAUUUUUUAAACCUUUUUAUGUGAUGUAAUACAUUGAUUCAUUUUUAUUAUAUUAUAUUAAUCAAUAUAUUACAUUAUAAUCAGAGAUGUGCUUCAAAAAAAACCGUGGAGGGAUGAAAAACGUUCUUUUUCUAUUUUGUGAUCUUGUUUUUGAAUAAAAUGUAUGAUUUUCGCUGCGAAAAACUGAUAAUUUUUUUAACGUGGAGGGGUGCGCAUCCCCCGCACACCAUGGACCGCACAUCCCUGAUUAUAAUUUUACAUAAAAUUGGUAUUGUAUUUUGAAACAAGAAUAUUUAUCAUAACGUAUUAAAUUCUGAUGAAUUUAUAAAACAAUUUGAUUCAUCUAGUCUACUAAAACUCACAGCAUAAACAUAUAUAUAUCGACACAAUAAGAGUCGAUUUAUUUCAUUUUUUUUAAUCGAUUAAUGCUAAAACAGUAAUUCAGUGCUGAAACGUAAAAAUUCAUUCUUUACACGAAUAUUAUAUCGUAUAAAGGAGAAUAACAUUCAAAUGUUUUUUUUCCUAUUAUAAAGAAAGCAGAUUCGAGCUAAAAUAUAAAUCCAACAACUAUUCCAUAUAAUUUUCUUUUCUCUAAAUCGCUUAAAUCCUUAAUAAGAGCAAAGGGGGGGGGGGGGGGGGGGGAAAAAAAACAAAAAAAGAAAAAAAGUUGUGAAAAAAUAUGUUAAUUAAUUUUUUUUAGAAUUCGCAUGAAAGCAAAGCGCGCCUUAUGAAAAUUGUUUACGGCAGUAAAUCCCGCGGCAGUAAAUCCUGUACACGGGCCUGUAGCUUAUCAUGGUACUGCAACUACCAAUGCCAUAAAAAUUUUACGUAAUGGUUUAAUUGCUGGAGGUAGUAAUGGUGUACGUGUAGCUAAUGGUGCUGUUUAUGGACAUGGCAUAUAUUUAUCACCUAAUCCAUCACACGCCGGUAGUCAUAGUUACGCUAGACCUACACCAUACAAUGGUCGACAAUAUCAGGUUAUGUUUCAAAUGAGAAUUAAAAAUAGUUCUAUAGCGAAACAUAGUAGAAAUGUAUGGGUAUGUCAGAAUUCACAAGAUGUUCGACCUUAUGGAAUAUUAUUUAGAGAAACAUAA